UGUGUGGUGCUGUUAGGGCCUCGUUGUGUGUGAGAGUCGCUUGCUGCUUCCUCCCUCUCCUGUGCGGUGCUACAGCGCCGCUCACGAUGGCUGGCGGUAAAGCUGGGAAGGACUCUGGGAAGACCAAGACCAAGGCAGUGUCUCGCUCGCAGAGAGCUGGACUGCAGUUCCCGGUUGGCCGCAUUCACCGUCAUCUGAAGUCCAGGACCACCAGCCACGGACGUGUAGGAGCUACUGCUGCUGUGUACAGUGCUGCUAUCUUGGAAUACCUGACAGCUGAGGUUCUUGAGCUGGCAGGAAAUGCAUCCAAAGACUUAAAAGUGAAGCGUAUCACUCCCCGUCACUUGCAGCUUGCAAUCAGAGGAGAUGAAGAACUGGACUCUCUCAUUAAGGCAACAAUUGCUGGUGGUGGUGUAAUACCACAUAUCCACAAAUCGCUUAUUGGAAAGAAAGGACAACAGAAAACUGUCUAAAGAAUACCAGGAUUCCUUGUUAUCUCAGGACUCUUAAGUACUCGAACAAUUGUCCAGUGUUGGUGAUUCCAGUGGACUGUAUCUGUGAAACACAAUUUUGCCUUUUUGUAACUUGAGAAGCUAAAGCUCGCUGAGCUGUCUAACAAACCAAAUUUCUGCAUUGAAGUCUUAACCAUAUUUAAGUGUUACCAUGGCUUCAAAGAAGCUAUUGUAUUUGUAGUGGGUUUUGAUUGAGCUGACUGUUUUAGAUCGGUUGAUUUUUAAUGUGAAGCAGAAGUUAAAGAAAAUGUUUUGGUUUUGUACAGACUUUUCAUCCACUAGAGUGGAAAUGUUCAAUAAAUGUUAUAUCAGUAG
Messenger RNA from Gavialis gangeticus (Gharial), 827 nucleotides. Its product is annotated as histone H2A.Z. The coding region runs from base 87 to 473 and encodes 128 amino acids. The record is from RefSeq and is a predicted model, not a curated record. Gene Ontology annotation, cellular component: nucleosome. The transcript has 5 exons. Lineage: Eukaryota; Metazoa; Chordata; Crocodylia; Gavialidae. Gene Ontology annotation, molecular function: protein heterodimerization activity; DNA binding; structural constituent of chromatin.